UCCUCCCUCGAUUUUUUAAUUUUUUCUUUUUUUAUAUAAAUUUUUCUCUUUUUUUCUUUUUUCUUUUUUUUUUUUUUUUUUUUUUUUGGGUGAGCGCACUCGAAAAUUAACAUUCGCGGUGUCCUGCGCGGUGGGAGCACACGCAGCGGAUCAUCAUCAGUCAUUCACCACCUUGACAACCUCGCCUGUGAUUGACAGCCGGAGUGGCAAAAAGCCAUGAGACUUGGUAGUUGGGUUUGAGGGGCACUUUAAAAAAAAAAAAAAAAAAAAAAGAGAGAGAGAGAGAGGAAAAAAAACUGAUUUGGGGAAAGGAUAUUUGCUUUCGCCCCGCUGCUGUCUUGGAAACGAGAGGGGGAGAGUAAGAGAGAGAGAGAGACAGGGAGAGAGGGAAGAAAGAAAGAAAAAAGAAGGAAGGAAGGAGGGAGAGUUGAUUUUUUUUUUUCCUCCUAAUUUUUUUUUUCUCCUUUUUUAAUGCUGAGUUACCGUAUCGCUUCGCUGAGAUCCAGCAAGCCGAAGAUUUUACUCGAUUGCUUCCAUUGCUGGCGACGCUAAGGGAUUUUUGCCUUUUUUUGGGGGGUGAGGGGGGGGGAACUUCGCGUUUCUUUCUUUUCACACUGGCCUUAAAGAGGAUAUAUUAGAAGUUGAAGUAGGAAGGGAGCAAGCAGGCCGAUGGCGCAAAGGUACGACGAGCUGCCCCACUACGGCGGCAUGGAGGGGGUGGGCAUCCCCACCACCAUGUACGGGGACCCCCACGGCGCCCGCCCCAUGCAGCCCGUGCACCACCUCAACCACGGGCCGCCGCUCCACUCGCACCAGUACCCGCACGCCGCCCACGCCAACGCCAUGCCCCCCGCCAUGGGCGCCUCCGUCAACGACGCCCUCAAGAGAGAUAAAGAUGCCAUCUACGGACACCCCCUGUUCCCUCUUUUAGCACUGAUUUUUGAGAAAUGUGAAUUAGCUACAUGCACACCCAGGGAGCCCGGGGUAGCGGGAGGCGAUGUUUGCUCCUCUGAGUCUUUCAAUGAAGACAUAGCAGUGUUCGCCAAACAGAUCCGAGCAGAGAAACCCCUCUUUUCCUCUAAUCCUGAACUGGAUAACUUGAUGAUUCAAGCCAUACAAGUAUUAAGGUUUCAUCUGUUGGAAUUAGAGAAGGUACACGAAUUAUGUGACAAUUUCUGCCACCGGUAUAUUAGCUGUUUGAAAGGAAAAAUGCCUAUCGAUUUGGUCAUAGACGAUAGAGAGGGCGGAUCAAAAUCGGACAGUGAAGACAUAACAAGAUCAGCAAACCUAACGGAUCAGCCCUCCUGGAACAGAGACCACGAUGACACGGCAUCAACGCGCUCCGGGGGAACCCCCGGACCCUCCAGCGGAGGACACACAUCGCACAGCGGGGACAACAGCAGUGAGCAAGGUGACGGCUUGGACAACAGUGUAGCUUCCCCCAGCACAGGUGAUGAUGAUGAUCCAGAUAAGGACAAAAAGCGACAUAAAAAGCGUGGCAUCUUUCCCAAAGUAGCCACAAAUAUCAUGAGGGCAUGGCUGUUCCAGCAUCUAACACACCCUUACCCUUCAGAAGAACAGAAAAAGCAGUUGGCACAAGACACAGGGCUCACUAUACUUCAAGUGAACAAUUGGUUUAUUAAUGCUAGAAGAAGAAUAGUUCAGCCCAUGAUAGACCAGUCCAAUCGAGCAGUAAGUCAAGGAACACCCUAUAACCCCGACGGCCAGCCGAUGGGAGGUUUCGUGAUGGACGGCCAGCAGCACAUGGGCAUCCGAGCACCAGGACCUAUGAGUGGAAUGGGCAUGAAUAUGGGCAUGGAGGGGCAGUGGCACUACAUGUAACCUUCACCUAGGUAACCAAUGGCAAAGCCAGGGGGAAGGCUGCAAAGUAUGCCAGGGGAUUAUGUGUCUCGGGGUAGUCCAAUGGGUAUGAAUAUGGGACAGCCAAGCUAUACCCCGCCCCAGAUGCCCCCCCAUCCUGCUCAGCUGCGUCAUGGCCCCCCCAUGCAUACCUACAUUCCUGGACACCCUCACCACCCAGCGAUGAUGAUGCAUGGAGGACCACCCCACCCUGGAAUGCCCAUGUCAGCAUCAAGCCCCACAAUGCUUCAUACCGGCGAGCCAGCAGUGAGCGGACAAGUGAUGGACAUUCAUGCUCAGUAGCUUAAGGGAAACACACGUUGUCUGCAGCGAUGGUAGAUUUCAAACAUUGUCUUUCUGCAAUGACUAUGGAGUUCUUGGUGUCAACUUUGGACCAAGGGACGUUCCAGUUCUUCACAGGGACCCUGAAAAGCAGGAAAACACCAACCGAAGUCAACUUCUGGGGACAUGCUAAAUACCUAUAUAAGACAUUAAGAGAACAAAGAGUGAAAUAUUGUAAAAUGCUAUUAUACUGUUAUCCAUAUUACGUUGUUUCUUAUAGAUUUUUUAAAAAAAAUGUGAAAUUUUUCCACACUAUGUGUGUUGUUUCCAUAGCUCUUCACUUCCUCCAGAAGCCUCCUUACAUUAAAAAAGAAGCCUUACACUUAUCCUGCAAAUGACAGAAAGGGCUUAUUUGCAGGAUUUUUAGAGCAUUAAAAUAACUAUGUCAGGCAGAAGAAUCUUUCUUCUAUCCUAGGAUUUCAGCCAUGCACACUCUCUCUCUCUCUCCCCCCUCUCUCCUCCUCUCUCUCUGUCUGUCUUUCUUCCCUUUCUCUCCCUUUCUCCCCAUCUCUCUCCCUCUCUCUCUUUCUAGCCUGGGGCGUGAAUUUGCAUGUCUAAUUCAUUUACUCACCAUAUUUGAAUUGGCCUGAACAGAUGUAAAUCGGGAAGGAUGGGAAAAACUGCAGUCAUCAACAAUGAUUAAUCAGCUGUUGCAGGCAGUGUCUUAAGGAGACUGGUAGGAGGAAGCAUGGAAACGGAAAGGCAGUGUAUUUGAAGCCUAAUUGUCACAUCAGAGCAUCCUUGUCCCCAUGCAGCAACCACCACCUUGUACAUCACUUCCUGUUUUAUGCAGCUCGAAACAUGGACUGAAGAUUUAUUUUUAAUAUGUUGACUUUCUUUCUGGGCAAGACAUCGGUCAUGUGUGCAUUUUUUUUUCCAUAGUCCCAUCAUGGAGCAUUUAUGUAUACAUUGUAAAUAAAUUUUGUGCAAAAAGGACUGGAAAAAUGAUCUGUAUUAUUGCAAUUUUUUGUAAAAGUAGCAGUUUGGUAUGAGUUGGCAUGCAUACAGAUUUACUAAGUGGGAUAAGCUAAUUAUACUUUUGUUGUGGUUAAACAAAUGCUUGUUGAUAGCCUUUUUCUAUCAAGAAACCAAGGAGCUAAUUAUUAUUAAUAAUAAUCAUUGCACACUGAGUCUUAGAGUUUCUGAUUGAAACAGUUUGGAUUGUAUAAUAACUCAAAGCCCAGUUGUAGUAGUUUGAGUGCAGUAAUGAAAUCUGAAUCUAAAAUAAAAACAAAUUAUUUUUUGUCA
This is a messenger RNA of Pseudopipra pipra, 3450 nucleotides long. RefSeq names its product Meis homeobox 1 (gene MEIS1). The record is from RefSeq and is a predicted model, not a curated record. Bases 670 to 1842 code for a protein of 390 amino acids. NCBI's taxonomy places the organism in Eukaryota, Metazoa, Chordata, Aves, Passeriformes, Pipridae. Gene Ontology annotation, molecular function: RNA polymerase II cis-regulatory region sequence-specific DNA binding; DNA-binding transcription activator activity, RNA polymerase II-specific. Gene Ontology annotation, biological process: eye development; positive regulation of transcription by RNA polymerase II; angiogenesis. The transcript has 13 exons.